GAAGCCCUAAAGUUGUGUAUUUGCCCUAGAACAGGGGCGAAAUAUUUUCGUGCGGGCUAUGGCGCGGGGGGGAGGCGGCAACAAGAGCGAGGAGGAAUGGCGCGCGAUCCUCAGCCCGGAGCAAUUCCGCGUGCUACGGCGCAAGGGCACAGAGUUUGCUGGCACGGGAAUCUACAACAAGCACUUUGAGGAGGGUGUCUACGAAUGCGCCGGCUGUGGGACACCGCUCUACAAGUCGGAUACCAAGUUUGAUUCCGGGUGCGGCUGGCCUGCCUUCUUCCAGGGCCUGCCAGGCGCGAUCAAUCGAAAGGCUGAUGCCGACGGUCGGCGCGUCGAGAUAACCUGUGCGGCGUGUGGCGGUCACCUGGGACACGUUUUCAAAGGCGAGGGGUAUAGAACACCGACAGACGAGCGUCAUUGUGUCAACAGUGUCUCGCUAAAGUUCGCGCCCGGUGACGUUGAAGAAGAAUAAUGAAUUAGUACCAACAAAUAAAUCAUUUCAAGUAAGUCUAUCUCUGAUUUCGCUUGUUA
Selaginella moellendorffii is the source of this 531-nucleotide messenger RNA. Its product is annotated as peptide methionine sulfoxide reductase B5. Gene Ontology annotation, molecular function: peptide-methionine (R)-S-oxide reductase activity. The transcript is spliced from 3 exons. The record is from RefSeq and is a predicted model, not a curated record. The coding region runs from base 59 to 472 and encodes 137 amino acids. Lineage: Eukaryota; Viridiplantae; Streptophyta; Lycopodiopsida; Selaginellales; Selaginellaceae. Gene Ontology annotation, biological process: response to oxidative stress; protein repair.